Molecule: messenger RNA, 2070 nt
Organism: Ilex paraguariensis (yerba mate)
Lineage: Eukaryota; Viridiplantae; Streptophyta; Magnoliopsida; Aquifoliales; Aquifoliaceae
Source: the annotation of a GenBank genome assembly
AAAAGUAAAACGCAAUAAAGCAACAAAAUGAGACCACAGAUUCAUAGCCGAUAAGGAGUGCAUAUAUAUAGCAGUGUAAACCACCGUAAUCUGUCUCUCUCUACAAUAUUGAUCAUCUCAGAUGGCGUUUACUGCUUCGACUCGACCUUUGUUGAACCUUCAGCUAUCACGAUUGCAGCCACUACCACUUCAUCAAUCCAAGAAAUCAAAAACCCUCUUCCCUAACAAUUACACCAACUUCAACUGCCCACACCCAUGUUCCAGAAGCAACUUAUCAUCUUCCUCUGUUGGUCAACUUAGAUAUUCCAUAUACACGAAAAUGCCCAUGAUCUCCGGUGGUAGACUGAGAUUGAAGGUUCGAGCUUCUUCAGCUUCAGGGGAAGAAGCAAAGUCGCUUGAUUCUGACUCAGCAUAUCAAGAGGUUUUUGCUUGGUCAUCUGUUAUUGUGCCGUUUCUCUUCCCAGCUUUGGGUGGUUUAUUAUUUGGCUAUGACAUUGGUGCAACCUCUGGUGCUACAAUCUCAUUGCAAUCACCUGAGCUCAGUGGCAUAACUUGGUACAAUCUCUCAGCGGUUCAGCUUGGUUUGGUGGUCAGUGGUUCUCUUUAUGGGGCUCUUCUUGGUUCUCUUCUUGUCUACCCAAUUGCAGAUUUCCUAGGGAGAAGGCGGGAACUUAUAUUAGCUGCAGUUUUAUAUGUGCUCGGUGGUUCGAUAACAGCCUAUGCUCCAGCCCUUUAUGUUCUUUUAAUAGGCCGACUUCUUUAUGGCCUUGGUAUUGGUUUGGCCAUGCAUGGGGCUCCUCUCUACAUUGCUGAGACGUGCCCAUCUCAAAUUCGUGGAACUCUUAUUUCUUUAAAGGAACUCUUCAUAGUAUUGGGGAUUUUGUCUGGUUAUUUUGUAGGUAGUUUUCAGAUAAAUGCAAUUGGGGGGUGGCGUUUCAUGUACGGAUUUAGUGCGCCAAUUGCUUUGUUAAUGGGAUUAGGCAUGUUGAGUCUACCGCCAUCUCCACGUUGGUUACUUCUCAGGGCGGUUCAAGGCAAAGGAUCCUUCCAGGAGUACAAGGAGAAGGCUGUCAUUGCUUUGAGCAAACUAAGGGGCAGACCUGCUGGUGACAAAAUAUCCGAGAAGCAAGUAGAAAACACCCUUGUCUCGUUGAAAUCUGCCUAUACCGAUCAAGAAUCUGAUGGAGGUUUCUUGGAGGUGUUUCAGGGAUCAAGUUUGAAAGCAUUUAUAAUAGGUGGAGGCUUAGUCCUUUUUCAACAGAUAACUGGGCAGCCAAGUGUCCUAUAUUAUGCCGGUUCAAUACUUCAGACUGCUGGAUUCUCUGCGGCUUCUGAUGCUACACGAGUUUCAGUCAUCAUUGGUGUGUUUAAGUUGUUGAUGACAGGAAUUGCUAUCCUGAAAGUUGAUGAUCUUGGGAGGAGACCCUUACUGAUUGGAGGUGUCAGUGGGCUUGCCCUUUCAUUACUCCUCCUUUCAGCUUAUUACAAAGUACUUGGAGGGAUCCCUUUUGUUGCUGUAGCCGCUUUACUUCUCUAUGUUGGCUGCUACCAGAUAUCUUUUGGACCUAUCAGUUGGCUAAUGGUAUCUGAGAUAUUUCCGCUUCGCACUAGAGGGAAGGGAAUUAGUCUUGCAGUUCUUACAAACUUUGGUUCUAAUGCCAUUGUGACCUUUGCUUUUUCACCAUUGAAGGACUUGCUGGGGGCAGAAAAUCUUUUCCUUCUUUUUGGAGCAAUUGCUUUGCUAUCGCUUCUCUUUGUGGUACUAGUUGUUCCAGAGACGAAAGGAUUGAGCUUGGAAGAAAUUGAAUCCAAAAUCUCGAAGUGAAAGCUAAAAUUUGGCAGAGCUAUCAUAAUGACCUUCCAGUUUCCGAAACUUGGUUAAUUUGUAAACCUAUUUUUCAGUGUGGCAUUAGGAGGUCGUCAUGACCAUUAUUACUGUGAAUCUGGUGUAUCACUCUUAUUUAUUUAUUUUUUUUUUUCACUUAUCACAUGUGUAUGAAAACGUAAUUCUACUAGUUGUCCAUUUUAUUUUUAUUUUAAAUUUUUUUCUGAGGUUUGACUACAACCAAG